Molecule: messenger RNA, 4098 nt
Organism: Mizuhopecten yessoensis (Yesso scallop)
Lineage: Eukaryota; Metazoa; Mollusca; Bivalvia; Pectinida; Pectinidae
Product: cysteinyl leukotriene receptor 2-like
Exons: 2
Coding region: 801-1949 (382 amino acids)
Biological process (GO): G protein-coupled receptor signaling pathway
Cellular component (GO): membrane
Molecular function (GO): G protein-coupled receptor activity
Source: RefSeq, a predicted model, not a curated record
ACAGAUCUCCUAGCUGUGGUAUGAUAUUAACGCUACGGUCGAGCGAAGGAGGAAACUUGGUAUAGUUACGAUAAAACGUGUGAUGUGAUCCCCUUUUACACGCUUACGUGAUGGAGGAAUAUAUAAAGAAGAGAUUUAUAAACAAAACUUAUAAUGACCAACAUGAUCAGCACCUUGUCAACUAACAGCCGGAAAGGUUAGGGCAGGAGUUAGGUCAACUAUAGACCCAAUCCACUCAACGGAAACCGGCACAACUUUCAAACGUGCGGGGAUUUGUAAGUCUUGGUCAAUUCCCAUCACGUGUCAAGUAACGGAAACGUUACACGUUACCUCCAGCGUUGACAGCCCUUGUAUGACGGAUUGACAAAGGAAUAGGAUUGACCUAUAUCUCAAACAGCUUCCUGGGAAUUGUUCCAUUAAAAAAGGAACGGUAAUUUAUUGAACAGCUACAUACAUAUACAUACAAUCCUUAUUCAAGGUUUCGAGAUAAUCUUGAGAUUCUGUGACAGUUCACAAUUCGGCUUUCAUGACAACAAGAUCAAUAUCUGUCCGGUCUCUAAUCACUAAAUGAAACAGCGAGAUGUAAGUUGUAACCAACGACAUUUUGCAUGCCCAUCUUUCUAAGGGAACGUGUGGUAAAUCUGUGAUUAUUAUUCUAGUGGCAGUGCUAUGAAUUGUUCAACAGUUUGAGUACCUCAAUUCAGACAGCUUCGCUCGUCACCGGGAAAUUAUCCCCCCGCAUAUGCGAAAUACAUUCCAGAGACAUUUCAAGCCACAUUGGAGACGGAAACUAAUAAGCCAUGUCCAAUUCUGUUGCGAUUGCUGAGCACUAUGGUCUAAUGAGUGAGGCCAGCGUGGUUGACAGUAACAACAACAAUCUCUCAUUCAAUUCCUCGGACCACCGAACGGACUACAAUAAUCCCGCGUACAGUGAUUACGAUGCUAGUUACUUAGAAAUGCAGAGCCUCAACACUAUUUUCACUUUCUACAUGCCGCCGAUACUGAUUCUCAUAGGAUCUAUUGGCAACAUUAUCACACUGAUUGUGCUCCACCAGAAAACGUUCAAACCCUACUCAAUCAGUUUUUACAUGUCGUCCUACGCCAUAGCCAAUCUCCUGACUCUCUAUCUGUUUCUGGGCUCCGAGUGGAUUGCCGAGGUGGCUGAUGAGAAAACAAUAGAUAACCGAUCUGAUUGGUUGUGUCGAUUGUGGCAGUUUAUAAUGCGCGUGAUAUCGUACUCUGGAAUCUGGUUUGUUGUUGCCAUGGUGAUUGACCGGUACAUCAUUAUCUGGCACCCAUGGAAGGUGUCGUCAAUGUGUACUAUUUUCAUGGCUAAAUUUGCGGCGGUCAUCAUCAUUGUGGGCCUUGUAGUGGUCAGUAUCCACGCCAUGUGGACGUACGAACUAAUGAACCAUUGCUACCCACUCCACAAUGAGAAUGAUAUCCACGCCAUGAUUUGGCCAUGGAUGUCUGCCUCGUUUUACUCGUUUAUCCCCCUCGCGCUUCUCUUCAUUUUUAACAUCCUUAUUGUAGCGGGACUCUGUCUUAAGCGACCGGUCAAGCAUAGCCACAACCUUGGUCCCCACCAGAUGGUGCUUACUCACACCACAUUAGCACUGUCCACAAUCUACUUCCUGUUAGUGCUACCCCCGACUGUGAUGAACAUCAUUAACAAGACAUUUCCGCCAUCGUGGCUGCAGGACGGUGCUUUAAUGGUUCAAAUGGAGCGUGCCCGAGUCGCGACAUAUUUCAUGGCCUGGGUCAACACUGUUAUACUGUUCUGUCUGUGCCUUCUCUUCUCUAGGACAUUCCGUGGCGAGUUUGUUGACAUUCUGACUUCAAAAUUGUGUUUCCGCCACCAAAGUCGUAUCUACGAACUCCAGGUCGGGUCCCAGAGUAGUGCCACCCAGGUAGAAAUGGACGCCUGCACAGAGACGACCCCACUGUGAGUGAAAGACCUGGUGCACCACAUUGGCACUACAAUGUGUUUCCUUUCUACAAAAGUUCAUUUUGUAAAUCAGUUGUUGAAUGUCUCCACAAAGCAGUAUUCAGGAUGACAAUUACUCGUAUAAACUUGAUGAGUCUCCUUUGUAAACACAAACAUUGUAACUCAAUCAUCUAUACAGACACACUCAUUGAGAGUCAGCUGUACAGCGACACACAUUUUGAGUCACCGGUUAAAACAGACACAAACAUUUGAGCCACCUAUUUUAGCUGACACACAUUUUGAGUCCCCUGUUAAAACACACCUACACAAUGCGAGUUAAAUAUAUAAUACUCUUUUUUCAAAUUAAUACAUGUUUUGAUCGAGUCACCUGUAUGAACUCACACAGUGACACACAUUUUGAGUCACUGGUACAAAAAAUAUUUUACACAUGUUAUUAAGCCGGUACUCCUACAUAACAAUGACUAUAUAUCGGUGUGUCUGCAGAUUAUCUGGUUUUCAAUCAAGGCUCAACAAUCAAACUGCUUUUUGAUCAAGUGGUGUUUGCAUGUGAUAGUGACAAUUAUUACCCUGUGAUAUCGGUUACAUUGACAAUGGGUACAAUGUUAGACUUGAUAAGAGUUUUAUUUAUUUCUCAAUACAAAUUAUGUAUGCCAGAACGGAAGAUAUCGCCAGAAUGGGAAAGUGAAUAUCAUAUGUGUGUGAGUAAAUUCAAGGAAAUCAUAGUGAUACAUCACUCUCUUUGUGAAUUAAUCCCUAUUUAAUUGAACCCAUAUUGUACUAAUUAAGCUUCUUUAUAUACUGUCAAGGUUGUAUUUUCGAAGGGCUGUAAUUUUCGCGGUUUCUGCAGUAACAAUUUUGCCAUGAAAAAUAGAAAGCACAUUAAACCCUCAUCACCAUAUAGCAUUUUGUGCGAUUGGCUCUUAAACUUGAAAUCUGCUAAAAAUAGAUCCUAUGAAGCUGACCAUUUUAGCAAAUCCACAAAAAUUAGAGACCACGAAAACAGAGACUUUUACAGUACUUUCAGGUCAAGGUUUUUUUUUUUUUUUUUGCCAUAAUUAGAUCUACUUAGAUGGUAUGACAGAUGGAUACUGUGUGUCAAAAAUGUGGUAUGUGUCUAUCUAACGAUCAUUCACUUGAAUUCCACAAACGAUCACUAAAGUAAAUACUGAUUUUUAUUGUCACAUUAAAAAUAUAGACAUAUCAUGUUUCCAACAAAAAAGAAUGAGUUAUUUAAAAAGAGUCAAAACAUUUCUGGAAAAAAAUAUCAAUGAAUGGAUUCCAGUAUAUGUGUGGAAGUAAACAUGUGAAACACUGGCGUCCCUCUUAGGAUUUUUUUUUUUUAUAUUAGCAAAAGUUAAUUUGAUCGCCAAUGAAACAAUGGUUAUCUGAAGACUGUAAAAUAUUCACCAAUUUUCAAAUGUUUAUUACUGCUACCAAUAUUUAAGAAUGAAAAAUGUAACUAGAAUAUUUGCUACGAUGACAAAACUCCAUCAGAUCGUGUACCAGAGCAAAAUACACAUGAAUGAUUUUGGAAACUCAAGUGUUUUCCAAAAUGUUGGUGCUAUAUAUGAUAAUAUUUGCUUGUCAUGUCGGCUUAGCAACUUUUCUGACGGACGCCAUGUUGUAUCUGUCAGUAGAAUUUUUUUGACCAUUGCAAUUCUCAUCAGAUGUCAUCAGACGGUGAAGAGUAAGUGACUUUGUGAACACCGUUCAGUGCACCUACAACAAACAUCCUUCUGACUCUGAUAAUUUCAUUUUUGUUUUGAAUACUGUUCGGUAUAUCUGUAACAAACAUCAGCUUGAUUCAGAUUUAACUCAUUGCUUGAACAUCUAUACCAAUAUGCCCACCUUUCAUUUUCAUUUUCGAAAACACUUUCCCCAUGAUGCUUUUGAGUUUUUAAAAUCAUUCAGUCCUAACAGCACCAGAAAUGACCAGCUGCUGGUUUAAGCAGUAGACAUUCUCAAAUGUAUCAUUACUCCAUUUGACAUGAUCGUAUUUUAUUUUGCAAUAUAAGUUUGAUUUUUUUUCUUCCAAUUUCCAUGAGAAGUUUCAGUCAAACUUCAAUCAUUGCAGACUCAUGUCCUCUUAUUAAAAUCUACUAUCUGUAUAUUUAAGAAAUAAAAUAUAAUAAUUAAGACCUUGUUUUAAU